Messenger RNA from Funneliformis mosseae, 1015 nucleotides. The record is from the annotation of a GenBank genome assembly. NCBI's taxonomy places the organism in Eukaryota, Fungi, Glomeromycota, Glomeromycetes, Glomerales, Glomeraceae.
GUCAUCGAAGAACGACCAAUUGAAGUUAAUGGAGUAGAAAUUCCAGUUGAUAUUUCUAAACCAAAUCCUAAUAAGAUGGAGUUCGAUAAUUUAUAUUUAGAUAUGAAUGGCAUUAUUCAUCCUUGUUGUCAUCCGGAUAACAAGCCUGCUCCAGAAACUGAAGAAGAUAUGAUGAUUGAAAUAUUUAAAUAUACUGAGCGUAUAGUUGCUAUGAUUCGCCCUCGAAGGGUUUUAUAUCUCGCUAUUGAUGGAGUGGCACCUCGUGCUAAAAUGAAUCAACAAAGAUCUCGUAGAUUUAGAACUGCACAAGAAGAUAAGGAAAAGGCGGAAGAAGCAACUCAUGAGAUAGAAAGGCUUGAAGCGUCAGGACAAUCGAUAGAUACAACUCUCAAACAAAAAAAGUCAUUUGAUAGUAACUGUAUAACUCCAGGUACGCCUUUUAUGGCACGCCUUGCAGAAUGUUUACGAUAUUGGAUCGCAGAUAAACUUAAUACUGAGCCAGGAUGGAAAAAUGCAUUCAUCUUAUCUGAUGCGAGUGUACCAGGUGAAGGUGAACACAAAAUUAUGGAUUUUAUUCGUGCACAGCGUGGUAGUCCAUAUCACGAUCCUAACACUUGUCACGUAAUAUAUGGCUUGGAUGCCGAUCUUAUUAUGCUUUCAUUGGCUACACAUGAACCUCAUUUUAAAGUGCUACGAGAAGACGUCUUCUUUCAAGAAGGAAUUUAUAGAGGAUGUUUUAUAUGUGGACAAUCGGAUCAUAUAGCUAAUCAGUGCACAGGUCAAGCUAAACAAAAACAAGGACAAUAUGAUGAGAAAGGAAAGGCUAUGAUCAUAAAACCAUAUAUAUUUCUUAAUGUUCAAAUUCUUCGAGAAUAUUUGGAAAUUGAACUUAAAGUAUCCAGUAAUGAUUUUCUUCCCCAUCUGCCGUCUUUGGAGAUCAGGGAAGGUGCGAUAGAUACCUUGAUAACAAUAUGGAAGCGUUGUUUGCCAUUAAUGGGUGGCUAUUUAACCAAUA